Messenger RNA from Tetrapisispora phaffii CBS 4417, 1626 nucleotides. It is a transcript of the gene PET112, whose product is annotated as glutamyl-tRNA(Gln) amidotransferase subunit PET112. Gene Ontology annotation, biological process: mitochondrial translation; glutaminyl-tRNAGln biosynthesis via transamidation. The record is from RefSeq and is a predicted model, not a curated record. NCBI's taxonomy places the organism in Eukaryota, Fungi, Ascomycota, Saccharomycetes, Saccharomycetales, Saccharomycetaceae. Bases 1 to 1626 code for a protein of 541 amino acids. Gene Ontology annotation, molecular function: glutaminyl-tRNA synthase (glutamine-hydrolyzing) activity. The transcript has a single exon.
AUGGAAAUGUUGGUCAAUUGCAGACGGUAUUUAAGUGUUGGUUCGGUAAAGAAGUUCUCAUUGGUUUCUGGUUAUAAUUUGAAAUGCGGGCUUGAAGUGCAUACACAAUUGGACACAAAACAUAAGUUAUUUUCAUUUUCUACCAAUGAUCCGUUUGGAUCCGUGGAUAAACCUAACCAAAACAUUUCCUAUUUUGAUGCUGCACUCCCAGGAUCACAACCUAUCUUGAAUUAUGAGGUCGUUUUACAAGCUUUAAAGCUGGCGUCGGUUUUGGGUUGUUCGAUUAAUUAUAACUCGCAGUUUGAUAGGAAACAUUAUUUUUAUGGGGAUCAACCUUUGGGAUAUCAAAUAACUCAACAUUAUUCUCCAAUUGCUUCAAAUGGACACUUGCGGUUAUCCCCUAAAUUUGAUGGGAUUGGUGGAACAAAGGACAAAACUAUAGACAUAAUUCAAUUGCAAAUUGAGCAGGAUACAGGAAAAUCAAUUUAUAUUGAAAAUGAAGAUCUCACGCUCUUGGAUUUUAACAGAUCUAAUGUCCCAUUGAUAGAAAUGGUGACCAAGCCCGAUUUCACAACCAUAGAACAAGUUAGAGCGUUUGUUAAGAAAUACCAGAAUUUGAUUAAAAUUCUUGGAGUAUCUACAGGAGAACUGGAAACAGGUGCGAUGAGAGUUGACGUGAACAUAUCGAUUAAUGAUCUACCUAGAGUGGAACUGAAGAAUUUACCAAAUACAAGUUCAAUAGUCAAUGCAAUCAAAUAUGAGUACAACAGACAAAUAGAAAUUAUUCAUAAUGGUAAAGCUGAAGAAGAACUAUCAUUCUCCGAAACGCGAGGUUGGAAUGGGUCCGAAACAGUUAAAUUGAGAAGUAAAGAAACAACUAUUGACUACAGAUACAUGCCAGAUUCAGAGUUACCAAAAUUAAAACUUGCAGAAGAUAUUAUGAAAAAGGUCAAAGAAUCAUUGCCGCCAUUACCGGAUGAACUUUUUGAGCAAUUAACACAUCAUCCCUAUAAUUUAUCACUAAAGGAUGCAAAAAUAUUUGUGAUCAGCAACACACAUACUAUUAAUUAUGAGAAUGCUGAGCUAAGACAGUACUAUUUAGAAGUUUUCAAACGUUAUUCAGAUGAAAUAGGUGCUAAAAAUAUUAAUCCGAAAUUACCAAACGGUUGGAUUAUUAAUGAAUUAAUAGGUGAUCUAAAUAAAUUAGAUUUAUACUUAAAUGAUAUAACACCUUCGUUAACUCCUAAAGUAUUUGCCCAAUUAUUAUCUCUAAUUCACACGAAAAAAAUUUCAAAAACUAGUGGGAAAUUGUUAUUAUUCCAUGUUUUAAAAGAAUUAAAAGAUAGAGGAUCUUCUUCAGUUCCUAUUAACAUUAACUUUGAUACACUAAUUGAAGAGUUUGAACUCGAACAGGAUACAAUUAGGAAUAAAAAUGACUUAGUUUUACUUUGUCAACAUAUAAUUGAUGAGUUAGAUAAUAAAAAAAUGAUAGCUGAUAUUAUAUCAGGCAAAAAGAAAAAUGGUUUAAAGUUCUUAGUCGGUCAAGGUAUGAGAUCCUCACAAGGAAAAUUAGACCCAAUAGAAUUGGAGAAGACUUUUAAAUCAAUGUUAGAAAUAAAAUGGUGA